CCAAUCACCCAUACUUUAGCAUGCCUCCAUCCACUUCUCCCCACUCUCGCUCCCACCGCUAUCCCUAGUCCGUCGCUCCUUCUGUCAAACAUGGCAUUCCUAUCUCCUUCUCUGCUCUCACCUUCCAACUCUCUGUUUUAUCGCACAUGUCGCAAUCCUUGCAAUCGCCACUCUCAUCAGCUCUCGACGAGCCAACAAGAACGCAGCGUCUCCCUCUCCCGCGCCAGAUAAGCGUGGCUCCGUCUGAUAGACAUGGGAAAUUGCAGCAAAGCGCAACCCUCGACGACACGUAAAUGUGACUCGCAAGACCAAGACGCCUCACGAGAAGGGCGAUUUCGUCACCGCUCGUCCGCGUCUUGCCUUGCCGCAGAUAAUUGCAAUGACAAUCGGCCACUCCUAUCUCGUAUCUGUCUGUCGAGACGCUCCCGGUCUCUUGAACAUCGAACCGGCCCUUGUUUGAGCACGUCGGGUCUAUCCUCUCCCGUCGAGUUAAUGUCCGAUCUUGUUUGACCCCGUUGCACAGCCGCGCCCCACUCACAGCUCGACGUCGUCAAGCCCGAUGGUCCUCCACACUUUGCCCAGCCCUGUCUGCAUCGUCACGCGUCGCUCGCGCUUUCUAGGAAAGUGUACCACCACGCUCCUACUCGGACCCUUUAGCUACAACCCCAACCCUAGCCAUAACGUCGUGUGGAAGCACGUCUCCGCAAGCACCAACAACUCGCACGUUCCCCUCCGUUCGCGACUUGCCGCAUUACCGCCCCACCGGGCAGCCCGGACCAAACGUAUCCCUAGACAGGUUUCGUGGACGGUACCACCCGACUUCUUUCGCCCUCUUCCACUGGCACUGUUCCCGACAGGGCGGCCCCCGCAGAAAGCAGCACUCCCCUGGUCAAAAAUGGACGCCGUCGGCACGACGUUUUCGUCCUCCCAGGCUCCCACUGGCAAAGCACAUUCGGCGCAUCCAGGCACGUCAUAGACCCG
This is a messenger RNA of Dichomitus squalens LYAD-421 SS1, 981 nucleotides long. RefSeq lists its product as uncharacterized. The coding region runs from base 560 to 976 and encodes 138 amino acids. NCBI's taxonomy places the organism in Eukaryota, Fungi, Basidiomycota, Agaricomycetes, Polyporales, Polyporaceae. The record is from RefSeq and is a predicted model, not a curated record. The transcript has a single exon.